UCCGGCGGGGCGGCCCGGCAGCGGCGGCGGCAGCGGCAGAUGAAUUAUUUACCUCUGUGCCUCGCUGCGGGGCCGUGUUUGCCCAGGUGGAGUGCUGCAGUGAGAUCUCCCGGGAGCCUUCUCUUCUCCUUGUAAUUGCUUAAAGAAAGCUGGAAUUGUGCCGGGGAAUUGCUCAGGAAGAUAGUGUGCAAAAGGAAUGGAAGAGAACGCUGGACUCUCAUUCUCCAAGUGCUGCUAAGCUCAGGACUCUUGAUCCCGGAGAUGAGGACAGGAUCCCAUGGGGCAGCCGCACUUCUCCAGACCGGUCAAUCCAGCUGCUCCCGCCGAGGAGGUGGAUCACACCCCGGGUGAUGGCGGCAUGGGGGUAGAUGUUUUGGAAUCGGGUGACACCACACCCCCUACGAAGAGGAAAAGCAAGUUCUCAAGCUUUGGCAAGAUCUUCAAACCCUGGAAGUGGAGGAAAAAGAAAAGCAGCGACAAAUUUAAGGAGACUUCAGAAGUUUUAGAACGAAAGAUUUCUAUGCGAAAGCCAAGAGAGGAGCUGGUAAAAAGAGGGGUUCUGUUGGAAGAGCCUGAGCAGGAUGGUGAAGAGCCAGAGAAGCUGAACCCCCCUGCACUGAAGAAUGGCCACACAGUCCCCAUCAGUGGGCCCGGGGUCUGUGACCUGCCCAGCCAGGAGGAAGAGGCCACGAAGCCCUCCAGCCUUAGGAAGCCUGUUCCAGCAGAGGAACCAAAAAAGAGGCAGGGCUCCUCCAGCAGCCACCCUGGGCCCGAACUGGAACCACCUCAGGAGCCACAUGUUCCCAGACAGCCUCUCCUUCCUCCAAAAAGACCUCCCUCCACCUCCCAGGAGGCAAACGAGGCGCAGGCAAAGGAUCCAACGCCCGCCAGCAGCUCUGCAAGAACUGCCCCCUCCACCACAGCCCCCACUGCAGCAAAGACAGUCAAUCCCACAGCUGCCCCUUCCCCAGCCCCCAGGACUCUGCUCCCCGCUCCUGCCAGUGCCAACACUACUGCUCCCACCAGUACAACCAGCACAGCUCCUGCCAAACAGCCUCCCGUCCCCCCACCCAAACCUGUCAACAGAAAUAGCAACUCACUAAUAGCUGAACUUUCCCAAGCAAUGAACAGUGGUACCGCCUUGUCCAAGCCUUCCCCUCCUCUCCCCCCGAAGAGGGGCAUCGUGCCCAACAACACGUCAGAGGUUGUCCCCUCCAAGCCCCCCAACGACAGGACGGGGACGGCGACUCGCCCGGCGCCGAUCCCGCUGCACGUGAGCUCGGCUCACCCACCGCCCUCGCCCUCACCACCCCUGCCCACACACGUGCCCCCCGAGCCCCCACGCAUGCCCCUGCCCACCCCUACCCCCACCCUGGACCCCCCGCGCUCCCUGGACCUGCCCAGCGAGACCCCUCCUCCCCCGGAAGAGUUCAGGUCCGUGGAAGUGUCGAAGAGGACAGCGGAGCAAGGCUUUGGAGAACCCCACGUGCUGCCCCGCCUGCCCCAGAUCCCGCUGCACAUCCGGAUCCAGCAGGCUCUGAACAGCCCCCUGCCCGUCACCCCCCCUCCCGAGGGGUCCCACAGGGCUCACUCCCUGCUCUUUGAGAACGAUGGAUUCGGGGAUGACAAUGGCACCCUGGGCAGGACGAGGUCCCUGCCCGUCACCAUCGAGAUGCUCAAAGUUCCAGACGAUGAGGAAGAGGAAGAAGACGACCAGGAAGAGGAACAGAAUCUGGGUCCUCGUGUAUAUAUUGGAGAUGUGCCAUCUGUCACAGUCAUCCCCAAACUGGUACCCCAGGUCCUGCCAGAGGAGCAGGAAGGAGACGAAGGGAUGAGCGACUCUGACUCGGAGGGGCCCAUCCUGUACAAAGAUGAUGAGGAUGAGGAGGAAGAUGAAAGCCAUAACAGCACGUUGGCCAACAAGGUGAAGAGGAAAGACACGCUGGCUAUAAAGCUGGGGAACGUGACCGCGCCGCAGGAGGACAAGAUCGUCUUCCCUCGGAAGAGCAAGGAGGAGUGGAAUGAGAUCCGGCACCAGAUCGGGACAACGCUCAUCAGGCGACUGAGCCAGAGACCCACAGCAGAAGAGCUGGAGCAGAGGAACAUCCUGCAGCCAAAGAAUGAAGCUGACCGUCAAGCUGAGAAGCGCGAGAUCAAGCGCCGGCUCACCAGAAAGCUUAGCCAAAGGCCUACGGUGGCAGAGCUGCAGGCCAGGAAGAUCCUGAGGUUUAAUGAAUACGUGGAAGUAACAGAUGCUCAGGACUAUGACCGGCGAGCGGAUAAGCCGUGGACAAAGCUGACACCAGCUGACAAGGCGGCCAUCAGGAAGGAGCUGAAUGAGUUUAAGAGCUCUGAAAUGGAAGUGCAUGAGGAGAGCAAGCAGUUCACGAGGUACCAUCGACCAUAAUCUUCCAAGAAGGGAGCAAGAGACCCGAGAGGCCUGGAAGUUCUCUGCGUCCCUCUCCUAGGCAAUACAGCGAGGGUGGAACCCUGGCUCUUCCAAGAUUUGCCUUCCAACCAUGUCCAGAAAAGGGCUUUCAGCCAGGGAAAGGGGAAUCCUGUCUGAAUGUAGCAUUUCACUGGAACAAACACGUCUCUCGUGCCAUCAGGCUGGAACUGACACUAUACCUCGUGUGGCUCAGCAAUAACCCCCUGCCAGGAGACCAUGCCCAGGGGAACAGACUCCUUUUUGGGAUGCAAUUCCUCCUCUUUUCCACGAGGAAGAGGGGGGAAAAAAAGAAAAAAAGGCAGCUCUAGUGUUGGGAAGCUGAGGAGAGGAUGUGCUUGGAAGCACGUGUGUGUAUAUUAGCUGUGUACAGAGAAACCUGGCACACAACUGACAUGUCACUCGUUAUUUUUUGGGGUUUUGCUUGUUUCUGUCAUGUCCUUAAUGUCCUGAAUCACUACUGACCAACGGUUUGUUGUGCUGGAAGGGAACUGUAUAGGUAUUAACAUAUGCUGCAUCCUUUUUGUAAAAAAAAACAAACAAACACAAACAAAACCAACAAAAACCACAGGUGUAUAAAACAUUCCCUCCCCACCCUCUCACACUUGCUGUGAUGUUAAUAACAGAUCUUGAGAUAUCUAGGAUUGUUUAACAAAUUACAGAACCAGAAAAAUGACUGUUGCCUUUUAAAACUUUUUAAUUUGGGGAAAAGGUGAGAGUAGUCAAUCCUUUUUAUUGUGGCUUCCUCUCAGAUGUUUUUUACUCUCCCAAAUCAGGGUUGAAACUUGCCUUUUUUUCCUCGUUUUUACAGCUAAACCUACUGGAAACUUGAUGAAUUUCACUGUGUGGGUCGAAGGGAGUGGAGGAAGAGGUUUAAAAAGUGACCUUAAAAAGAUGAUAUUUCUCUUCUGAAAGAAGUUCUUCUGAAAUGUGGGGUUUUAAAAAAAAAAAAAAAAGAAUCUGUUAUAGGCCACUGCUGUAUUAUGCACAAAACCUAAACCAUGUGUGAGAUGCCACUUGUGAGGGAAGGGAGCGUGGGGAUGGAGAGAGGGGUUUUACCUUGUUCACAGGCAGGGUGGCAACACUCCAGCCUUGGCCUGGCACCCUCAUGUGACAUGGCGAAGGUUCUUCCCUCACAGCUCCCCCCCUGUACAGCCACCUGUAGACUUAAACCAUUGCGUUGUAUAUCAGUCUCCUCAGCAACAGAUUUUAACUAUGGAAUAAAAGUAUUUUAGGAUUUUUUUU
Molecule: messenger RNA, 3691 nt
Organism: Lepidothrix coronata (blue-crowned manakin)
Lineage: Eukaryota; Metazoa; Chordata; Aves; Passeriformes; Pipridae
Gene: PHACTR4
Product: phosphatase and actin regulator 4
Exons: 18
Coding region: 278-2407 (709 amino acids)
Biological process (GO): actin cytoskeleton organization; neural crest cell migration
Molecular function (GO): actin binding
Source: RefSeq, a predicted model, not a curated record